CGAAUAUGCAACACCCGAGAUAAUUUCAUUUGAAAGCUGCGUAAUAUGUCUAGUACGAUUGGUUUAUUGUAGAAGGGACCAUCUAAAAACAUGCUAUAGUCUAUAAUUUAUAAAUUCGUUUAUAAACGAAUUUCGAGCGAAACCGCUAAAUUAAUUGAAUAGCUGACGAUAUAAAAUAUAAUUAAUAUACAGGGUGGCCCAGAAGUAACUGCCCACACGCAACCCUUUAAUAACUAACGUAAAUCUUCUUAGAAUUGCACAGAAAUUUCAAAAAUUAUAAAUACGGUAUGGGUCAAACUUAGAUUUCCUGAAAGUUUCGUCAAAGUUAAUUAAUUUAAUAUAAUAUAUGUGCGCGUGACUAGGCUGCAUACUGGUCACAAAAUCUGUUCCGCGCGUUCAGACUCCAGUACAGCAAAAUUUUGGAGUGUCCCUACCAUCAGACUGGAACAGUGGGUGAACAGUGAAGCCGAUCAUUGAUUUUUGUGGGAAAAUGGAUAACCACGUUUAUAUUUCCCGGCAAGAAAAUAACAAAAACAUAAGGAAAAUACGAUCUGAAACAGGAACAUAAGACGCAUCAGACAUUUUGCUUAUGGUCUACCAUAGUCAGUCGUGCGGCCUCAUAAAAAUAACCAUAGAAUUGGAAAAAGAGCAAGCAAAUAUUGCGAAGGAUUUAAUUCAAUAGAUGAUCAGCAAACAAUUUUAACAAAACUUCGCCAGAUUUUGCGACCAACAAGGCGGUGAAUAUUUUUAUGAAGGAGCACGUGGCAACAUAGCAACGAAAAAAAACGGGUAUUUUCCCUGUAAUUGAGCACGUGGAGCUCAGUUUUUCAAAUUUUAAAUCUCUUUUGUUGUACAAUUAACUACACAACGUUAAAGUUUGACGGACACUUCUCGGUUCAUCUUCCGACCAGUCAUGAAAAUCAUGAUUCUAAUUGCACUUUUGUGCAUUGCUCCAACAACACUGUACCUACUAAACGAAUAUGACGUCAUCAAACAGUCAGAGCCAGAGGAAUUUACAAGAAUGCUACACCACGACUACAUUGAGCUGUUGAACAAGGUUUGCAGGGUUCCAUUUGGUACAAAUCGAGGAAGUCUGCAAAGUGAUAAAUGCUUCUUAGAACUGUUUCAUCUUCACGAAAAAGUAGGAUUAAAAUCAGCAGAGCUUUACGAGGAGAUCAAUCGAUAUAGCAACAUGAUGGUUGAGAUAGAAGGAGAAGAUCCGGUGACAGGACACUCCUAUUAUUCAAAGGAGAUGAUAAGCUACAAAAUGUCAUAUUCCUAUCGGAACUUCCUAGAACCAAUACUCCUCAAGGCAAAUGACAUGGUAGCACAAAAUGCUAAACAUGUUGCUGCAAAAAUCUUUGCGAUCGGCAUAGUCAUCUCAAUCGUUUUCCUUGUCUUAUCCAGAUUAACGAAACCUGACAGCUAUGCCCUACCAAAGCCAAACUUUUACGAUACCUCAAAAACGCAAAGAAAAUCUUUCUUGUUCGGGAAGCUCCAGAAAUACUUCUACGGACUAGAUAUCAAGGAACUGCCAUUGCCCGGUGCUUAUAACAAGGGGCCCAAGUAUUGCCCAUGAAAAUGCGGUCACAAUGAAGGAGCUACAGAUUGAAGAACGAUCUCUACUACUGUAUUCCAGAUAAUAAAUGAUGAGACGAUAUUGACAUAGUGGACAAUUAUGUACUGGGUUUCGUUGGGAAUUGUAGCCAAUGGAAAAUGAAAUGAUUAUUUUCGAUUUUGAAAAUAUCAAUAAUUGAAAUGAUAAUGCUGUCAUCGAGUUUUAUACAGCUUUACAUUUUGAACAGUCAAUUAUUGAGCUUUGGAUGUUAUUGAAAUUAAGUUUUUAGUUUUGAAUUUUGAAGAGUCUAUAAUUGGAGUUUAGAUGCAAUCAAGUUUGAUCAGUUUUAAGUUGCAUCGAUAAUUAGAAUUUUGAUAAUUUGAAAUUUGACAUUUUGAAAAUUUUUAAUUUAAAUGGUUGGGUUGAAUUUAUGUUCUUAUACCAUCUUAUACUAUAUUAUUAUCCCAAAAAACCACAAAUCUCAAAAAAAGUUUUAAAAGAACCCUAAAUCCAAAAAAAUUGUUUUAUUUUGAAAUAAACAGGACAA
Molecule: messenger RNA, 2105 nt
Organism: Bolinopsis microptera
Lineage: Eukaryota; Metazoa; Ctenophora; Tentaculata; Lobata; Bolinopsidae
Exons: 4
Coding region: 914-1579 (221 amino acids)
Source: RefSeq, a predicted model, not a curated record